GACAGAAAAGGAAGAGAUUGAACGGUCUUCUAGCAAGGGCUGAUAGGACAGGGAAGCAAGGAUGAAGACAAAGGUCCUUCCUUUCCUUGGGUUACUGUAUGUUGCAUGUUCUUGUGCUUUCCCGGUGGUUCCAGAAAACAAAAAAGAAGAUAUGCAAUUUGCUAAGAAAUAUCUGGAAAGUUUUUAUGAUUUUAAAGAAGAGAAAAAUUCUCUCUUUAAAUCAAAGAACCUCAAUCACAUGGCUGACAAAAUUCGAGAAAUGCAGUCAUUCUUUGGGCUAGAGGUGACUGGGGAGCUGAAUCAUAAGACGCUGGACAUGAUGAAGCAGCCUAGAUGUGGAAUACCAGACGUCCGUUCAUACAGCACCUUCCCACAGAGCCCUAAGUGGAAGAAAGAAGAUGUGACAUAUCGAAUUUUGAACUACACUCCAGACAUGCUACAAGCUGAUGUAGAGGAGGCAAUUGCAAAAGCCUUCCAGCUCUGGAGCAGUGUCACCCCUUUAAGAUUCAUCAGGCUCUACAGUGGUCAAGCAGAUAUAAUGAUGUCCUUUGCAGCUGGAUUUCACGGUGACUUCUAUUCCUUUGAUGGUCCAGGAGGAACUCUGGCUCAUGCCUACCCCCCCAGCAGUGGGAUAGGAGGAGAUGCCCACUUUGAUGAAGAUGAAAACUGGACCAAAUUUAGUACCCAUAAUGGAUACAACUUAUUUCUCGUUGCUGCUCAUGAGUUGGGCCACUCACUAGGUCUUGGUCAUUCCAGCGUCUUUGGUGCUUUGAUGUAUCCUAUAUAUAUGGCCAGGGAUACGAGGGACUACAGGCUACAUCAGGAUGAUAUUGAUGGCAUUCAGGCCCUCUAUGGAGCCCCCAGGGAAUCUCCUGCACUUCCAACAAAAGCUUUUCUCCCACAAGAACCAACUGAAACGACUCCUGCAGAAGCACCAACUGAAAUGUCAACCCCGGAAGAACCAACAGAAACAACGCCCUCCAAAACCCCCACAAGACCUGAGGACUGUGACCCUCAUUUGACUUUUGAUGCUAUCACCACUCUCCGUGGGGAAAUACUGUUCUUCAAAGGCAGCUAUGUCUGGCGCAAAAGCCCAUAUUUCUCAAGCAUUGAGCACGACACCAUCUCCUCGUUCUGGCCAUCACUGGCAGCUGGCUUUGAUGCUGCUUAUGAGGUUGACAAGAAGGAUCGAGUGAUAUUUUUUAAAGACGACCAGUACUGGGCUGUCAGUGGCUACAGUAUAGAGCCAGGCUUCCCCAAGCCUAUUCAGAACCUGGGCUUCCCCACCAGUAUCAGGAAAAUCGAUGCAGCUGUUCAUGACCAAAAUACCAAGAAAACCUAUUUCUUUGUAGGCAACAAGUACUGGAGUUUCAAUGAAAAUACCCAGUCAAUGGAAAGGGGAUAUCCAAGAAAAAUAGCAGCUGACUUCCAAGGAAUUGGCCACACAGUUGAUGCUGCCCUUCAGAAAAAUGGACAUUUCUACUUUUUCCAUGGAUCAAACCAGUAUGAGGUUGACAUCAAGAACAAGAAACUCGUCCGUAUAAUGAAGAGCAACAGCUGGUUUAAUUGCUAGAAAAACUAAGUGAUGGUGCAGGGCUGUAUUUGUACCAGAAAUGUUUCUUCAUGUUCCUUGGUUAUAAACAAUAUCAUUCAGCUGUUACUGUGCAUCUGAGUCUGAAAUGAUGGCCUUUGAUAAUUCUAAUUUAAAACCUUAAAAAUGUAAAACUUAAUGUACAGUUUUAAUUUAUUUUGUUUUCCAACUAUUUAUUAACCAAGUAGUUUUUGAGUAAUAAAGUAUUUUGCUUGAGUA
Messenger RNA from Nipponia nippon (crested ibis), 1810 nucleotides. Its product is annotated as stromelysin-1. Gene Ontology annotation, molecular function: metalloendopeptidase activity; zinc ion binding. Lineage: Eukaryota; Metazoa; Chordata; Aves; Pelecaniformes; Threskiornithidae. The record is from RefSeq and is a predicted model, not a curated record. Gene Ontology annotation, biological process: proteolysis; collagen catabolic process; extracellular matrix organization. Gene Ontology annotation, cellular component: extracellular matrix.